This is a messenger RNA of Tetrahymena thermophila SB210, 5250 nucleotides long. RefSeq names its product tetratricopeptide repeat protein. Gene Ontology annotation, biological process: protein phosphorylation. The transcript has 3 exons. The record is from RefSeq and is a predicted model, not a curated record. Gene Ontology annotation, molecular function: protein kinase activity; ATP binding; protein binding. NCBI's taxonomy places the organism in Eukaryota, Ciliophora, Oligohymenophorea, Hymenostomatida, Tetrahymenidae.
AUGAUAAAGGAUAAAAAAGAAAAUAUUUUAUCUUAAUGUAAUAAUAACUUAUAGUCAAAUUAAGAUAUUAUUACUCAAAACCUAGUUACCUAAACUUAGUAUGGCUCUCAUGAAAAUUUGGAAUAACAAAUCAAAAUAAAUUCCAAAGAAGAGUUAUCUCAAAUAAAUUUUUUGAGCUAAGAAAGCGAUUUGACUAUUCAAAGAGGCUUGAAAAGUAAGAUUGAAAAAUUUAGUAAAAGUAGACUAUUUUCAAGUGAUAUUUGCUCAAUAGUUAACCAGGAAAAAUAAUAAAUUGCUAUUAUAUCUACUGUAGAGACUUAAUUAAAUUGUUCUAAUCCAAGUUAAGAAAAGUGUAUACCUUCUUAAUAAAGAGAGCUUACUAUCCUUACAAAAACUAAUAAGGACUAGUAAUAAUUAGUUCAUUAAGAUGAUGGAUGCGAUACCUAAUUAAAAUCAAAAAUUUAUUCUAUAAAAGAAAAUUAGCAAAUUAGACCAUUAAAAAUUCAAAGUAAUUAACAAGGAAGUUAAAAUUAGCAAAAUAAUUAAGUUGAUUAUGCAUAAGUAUUAUAAAAAGAUUAGGCACAAGUUAAAACUUAUCAGAGAGAAGGAGAGUCAAAAACAGCAUAGACAUAAAAAUAAGUAGGGAAUAAUGAGAUAUCAUAAAAAAUUGUUAAUAUUGUAAAUGAAGAUUUAAUGUAAUAGUUUUCCUCUUAAGCAUAUAAAGAUUAAAUUAAAGAUAAAGAGUAAUUCGAUAAUACUAAUAAUCACCCAAUUAAAUUUGAAAAUAAAGGAGGCCUAGAAGAAGCAUGCUUUACAAAUUUAAGUGAUAAAUUUUAAGAUGAGGAGAUUAAGAAUAUAACAAGAGAUAGUUAUAUAACAAACUAAAGCAUAUCAUAAAAUGUUCUAAUUACUAGUGAGAAAAUUAAAGAAGAAUAGAUUCCACUCAUGCAAGGUGAAACAUAGGGAUUAUCUGACUAUGGAAUAAAUAACUAAUAAUAUGAGAGUUUAAUUGACUAAUUGUCUUAUCUAAAACAUAACGAGCUCACUUCUUUAAAAAAGCAAUAUGAAGAAUACAGAUUUGAAGGUUAUGAAUAAAAAUAAUAUGAUAGAGAUGAAUAUACUGGAGUAAUUUAAGAAAGAGAAUGGAAGCAAGAGGUAUUUGAUGCUAUCAAUAAAGGUGUAUUUAAAAAUAAUAAUUUUGAAAAAUAAAAAAGUGAUAUAAUUGAUCAACUUAAGAAUUAAAAUCUUUAUAUCUGCAAGCUGUUACAAUCAAGUAAAAAAGGAGAUUUAUUUAUUGGGUAUGAAGAAUUAGAUAUAGCUUAAUAUAAUGAUCACCUAAUUAAAAUUAGUUAUAAGCAAACAGAAAAAGAAUUAGAACGAGAUAUUUCAAUUUUAUAAGCCCUAAGGUUAAAUAAUUAUUAGCACUUUGAAGUAGAGUGGAACAAUACCUAUAUUCAGGUUUUACCCUUGAGUGAAUGCUAGUUAGUUGAAUUAAAACUGAAGAAUUUUUUGAUGGAAGCCUUGCCUAAACUGAACUUCUCUAAAAUAGGAAGAUAUUUAGAAAUAAUAAUAAAAAAUAAUUAAUUUUUUAAAGAGGAAAAAGUUAGGAAAUAAAUAGAUUUCUUAUUUUCUUUUCUUAAAGAUUAGAAAUAUUAUUUAUGCGAGUUUUAUGAUUAAGAUAUUAAAGGAAUCUAACUUUCGGUCAAUUAUUCCCAAAUCAUUAGAUCUUUUUAAGAUUUUAUCUUAAAUGCAAUUUUUGGUUUAAACUUAGUAAAAGAAAAUCAAUAAUUUUUAUUAACUUCUAAAUUCCAUAAAAAAAAUGAUUUUAAAAAUAUUAAAUUAGAUAAAAAAAAUUAUUAUAAGUAUAAAAAGAGAUUUUAAUAAAGGUAUUAACAAUUUUUAAAAAGGAAAAAAAAUGAAUUUUUCAGCUCAAAAUAAAUUAAAAUUAUUUCACUAAACAAUCAAGAUUGUAUUAUUGAUAAAAUAUCUCAAAAAGAAUAAGAAGAUUUAUCUAAAAAGUCAGAUGAUGACUCUAAUAAUCAAGGGAAAUAAAAUGAAUCAGAUCUUGAACAUAAAAAGAAAAUAAUAUUCAUAAAUAAUUUAGAUUAGAGUUCUUAGAUCAAUGACGAAGUAAUUUAAGAAUACUAUUUUUCUGAAAUCCAAGAUUUUUUGAAAUAAAAUGAUAUUUUAGAACAAAUAAAUGAAUACAACUUUAAAGUAUAUCAAAAUGAAUAAUACAAAUAUUAAGAAUAUGAAAAAAAUGAAAUACGUAAUUAUAAUGUAAGAUAAUGGAGUAAAAAGCUAUUUGAAAUAGAAAAUUAAAAACUGGUUUUUAAUGAAUAACUUUUGAGUUAAUAAAAAUCAAUAUUGAAGAUACUGAAAAAUAAACAGUAUUAUUUAUGCAAGUGUUUUGAAUCAAAUGAGAACAAAACUACUUUUAUAGGAUAUAAAUAAUUAUCAAAAGAAUAUUAUGAAGAUUACAUAUUUAUAAUUAAAUAAAAACCAACAGAAUCAGAAAUAAAGGAAUAUGAUAUUAUAAGAGAAUUUAAAGAGGAAGUCAAUCUUUUUAUUUUACCAACUAAUGAGAUUCAUAUCUUUAUAUUAAAAAGGGAUGUUUAUAUUCAGUAUUAUAAUAUCUUUUCAAAGCUUAAACCUAUGAUUGGGUGGUCAAAGGAAUAAUUUAACUAAAAGAAUGAUAAAAUAUUAAAUUAGAAAAACUGUAAUUAAUGUAACGAAUGCAAACAAGGAUAGGAGUGUUACUAUUAUUAUGUUUUUGAAGAAUUUAAAUAAAACUAAGAUAUAAUUUUUUAAAAAUUGGAAGAAAAGCAAUACCGUCUUACCAAGUAUUUAAAUAAAGGAGGAUGUGGAUUAAUUUUUGAAGGCUAUAAAAAUUCUUUGGUUGAAUAUCAAGAAUUAGCUUUCAAAAUCUUAUUUAAUGAAGAUGCUUAGACUGAACUUAAUAUUAUGGGAUUGUUCGAAAUGCAUGAGUAUGUGGUUAAAACUAUCGAUCAUAUUAAAAUAAAUGAGACAAUAGAUGUUUUAGUUUUAGAAAAAUGUGAAUGUAGUUUAUAAGAAGAGUUACAAAAAAUCUAAAAAGAGAGAAAUUUUCCUAGAGAGAAAUUGUGCAAAAUGAUAAAUCAGUUAAUAGAUGGCUUAAUUUAAUUUAGAAUUUAUAAUAUUGUGCACCUUGAUAUUAAACCAGCUAAUAUUCUCAUUUCUAGAUAUGGUGAUUAUCUUUUUACUGAUUUUGGUAUUUCAUCUAUUAAAAAUAAAAAAUAACAACAAAUUGAAAUUAAAGGUCACACAAAAGCUUAUGCUUCCCCUGAAUAGAUUGAAGCAAUCAAUUCUAAAUCUGGAUUUAGUACUGAAACAAACUUUUAAUCUGAUAUUUACUCUUUAGGGAAAACAUAUUAAAAAAUAAUUGAAUACUAUGAAAGUGUCCAGCCUGAUGAUAAAAAAGUUAUAGCAGGAUUUAAAGAUAUAAUUUAAAAUCAUAUGCUUUAAAAAAAUCCAAACGAUAGAAAAAAUUGUUUAGAUUUACAUUAAUUAUUAUUAGAAAAAAUAUUAGAAAUUGGUUGCUUCGAAGUGGAAACAAAUAUAUCUCAAAUUGAUAAAUUAGAAGAUUUUAAUUUCAAAAAAGAAGCUUGUCUCUUUUAAGAAAUAAAAAUUCAAUACUAUUAAAACUAUUUAAAUGUUUUAUAAAAAUAUUCUGCUUAAAAUCUUGAUGAAAUUUAGAAAACGGCAGUAAAUUUGAAUAUAGCAUUGGCCUACAAAUUAAUAGGAUUUUGUUUUUAUAAUCUUAAUAAAUAUUAAAAUGCAUUAUAAUAUUUAUUAUUAUCUCUAAAUUUGAUAAAAUAGUAUCCAGAACCUAUUUCAUUAGCUUCAUUUCAUUACGCUAUUGCUUCAUGCUUUUUAAUCCUUGGCGAUUAUUAAAAUGCUUUAGACAAUUAUUAAGAGUCUCUUAAAAUGCUGUCAUAAGUUUUCAAUAAAGGUCACCCUAAUAUUGCCAAAAAUCUCAGAAAGAUUGGUAUUUGUUUAAUUUAUUUAGGAUAAUACUAAAAGGCAUUAGAAUAUACUGAGAAAUCUCUUUAAAUGACAAAAGAUGUUUUUGUAGAGAAUCACAUUGAUAUUGCUAAUUCCCUGGAUAAUGCUGGGGAAUGCUAUUAUUAUUUUGGUGACAAUUAGAAGGCAUUAGAAUAUUUAUAAUAAUCUCUAAAAAUUAAAAGAUAAUUCUAUAAAGAGAAUCAUAUAUCAAUCGCCGAAACUCUUAAUUUAAUUGGAUUAUGCUAUAUUUAAUUUGAUUAAAAUGAAAUAGCCUUAAAUUUUUUAUUAGAAGCUCUUGAAAUAGAAUAAAGUUUGAUCGAAAUUAAAAACAACCAAUCAGUUGCAAAUUACAUGAAUAGUAUAGGCACUUGUUAUCAAUAUCUUGGUCAUUACUAAAAGGCUUUGGAUUACUAUGAAAAAUCUCUUAAUAUAAGAAGACAACUUUUCUAAAAGAAUCACCCUAAUAUUGCAUAAUCUCUGAAUAACAUUGGGAAUUACUAUUAUAUUAAAGGAGAAUACAAGAAGUCUUUAAAUUAUUUGUUGGAAUCUCUUGAAAUCAGAAAACAACUUUUCAAAGAGGAUCAUCCUGACAUUGCCCAUUCACUCAAUACUAUAAGUCAAAUCCUACGAAAAUUAGGUUGUAACUAUAAAAGUUUAUUAGAGGAAUCUCUUAAAAUAAAUAGAAAAUUUUUGAAAUAAAAUCACCCUGAAAUAGCAAGGUGUUUGAAUAAUCUAGGGUUUUUCUAUUUAGAUAGUGGUAAUGAUCAAAAAGCUUUAGAAUACUUUAGGGAGUCUUUAAAAAUUUAUAAAUAAUAAUUCAAAAAAGAUAAUUCAUAAAUAGCGACAAUUCUCAAUAACAUUGGAUUAUGUUAUUUUUAAACUAAAAAUUACUUAAAAGCAUUAAAAUAUUAUCAAAAAUCUCUUAAAUUAAGUAAAUCAAUAGAGAAUUAAGAUUUAGCUAUAUCUUUAUUUAAUAUUGCUAGUUGCUAUGAAAAGAUUGGCAAUUACAAAAAGGCUUUAAUAUAUUUUAUAGAAUCUCUUGAAGUAAUGAAAAAAAUCACUUUAUACUAUCACUCUAUUACUGCUUUAAUUCUAAAAAAAAUUCUUUCUUGCUAUAAAGAUCUUAAAGAUGAAGAAAUGAUGAAAUAAUAUGUUUCAGAAUAUUUACUAUUGGAAAUAUUUUUAAAUAAUAAACCAUAAAAUUGA